This is a messenger RNA of Jaminaea rosea, 1629 nucleotides long. RefSeq lists its product as hypothetical. Gene Ontology annotation, cellular component: mitochondrion; cytoplasm. NCBI's taxonomy places the organism in Eukaryota, Fungi, Basidiomycota, Exobasidiomycetes, Microstromatales. The record is from RefSeq and is a predicted model, not a curated record. The transcript has a single exon. The coding region runs from base 1 to 1629 and encodes 542 amino acids. Gene Ontology annotation, molecular function: 2-dehydropantoate 2-reductase activity; NADP binding.
AUGCGCUUCCAUGUCCUCGGGCUAGGCUCCAUAGGCACUCUCGUCUCUCAUCACCUCCGCAGAGCCCUUCGAGUGCGGCAGUCUCAUCAACCGCCCGGUCUCCUCCCUCUGCCACUCUCAUUAGCCUCGCAGUCCUCUUCAGGAGCACACGCAUCAGCAUGGUCGUCAUAUCUCCCCUCUCCGGACAGCUCAAGCGUUACUCUCCACUUCCGCAACCAAGCACGCGCUGAAGUCUUCCGUGGUACGGUAGUUGAGCAUUCCGGUGUGAGGAGCACAGAAGCAGCCAAUGGCUAUCGCUUAGAGGUGGCCGGCGUCGGACAGGUCUUCAGGUCCUCGCCUACAUCUGCUGGCCUGCCUGGCCCUCCCUCUGCUUCUGCGAGCGAGUCCCGCUCCAUAGUCGAAGCCCUGGGCUAUUCUGCCAGGCCAGACGCAAUCGAUUCUUUGAUCGUUACGACAAAGGCAGAUCUGACCGUUGAAGCUCUUCAGCCCCUGGUACCGCGCCUGACGCCCGCUAGUACAGUCGUACUACUGCAAAAUGGGAUGGGCUUGCUCGACGAGGUGGCCGAGAGCUUCUGGCCGGUCAAGGAGGAGAGACCACGUUUUCUUGUGGGGAAUGUGACGCACGGGGCGUGGGCAAAGAGGCAGGAGCAUAUUGUUCAUGCUGGACUGGGUAACAUCUUCCUCGGCGUGCCCCCGGAGACGAUGUUGCUUGCGGCGGGACCGCAGGAAGAAGGGCAGUCGCAGCAGUCAGAGCCGCAGACCCAGCCUGGCCCGCUACCCGGUUCAUUAGGGGGCUCAAGACAGCACUACACGCUGCUGUCCACAAUGGCUACCCUCCUCUCCAUUCCCGAUUUAGCGGCUCAGGUCACCCCGGACUGGCACAGCUACCAAGUUCGAGCCCUGCAGAAGCUCGUCGUCAAUGCCUGCAUCAACCCGCUCACGGCUAUUCUAGACUGCAAGAAUGGCGAGCUGGUGGGCGACGAGUGGGCUACAGAGAUGUGGUGGGAAGUAUGCCAUGAGGCAAGUAGAGUGUUCCUGGCUAUGGCUAUGCGCGAGAGGGGGGAGGAGCCAGAUGCCGGGCCUUUGGCUGCGGACGAGCCAUUAUCGCCACCACCGCCACGCCGCCGUUCAAGUGAGAGAAGAAGACGCCGUCUUGUCCUGCCAAGCAUGGCAGAUUGGUCCCACCUCAUUCAGCGGCCCCUUUCUGGCGAUUCCUCUGCCUCAUCCCAGCCCCUCCUUCACCCCUCCUUGACGCCGCCCUCGCUCCUCUCAACGGUCAAUCAAGUCUGCCGAGCUACCUCGCACAACUUCUCUAGCAUGCAUCGCGAUCUUCGCGGGCCCUCUGCCUCCUCAUCUCCCAGUGGUAGAGGUAGACGAGUGCCUCGCAGACGGACAGAGAUGGCCUACUUGAAUGGAUGGCUCUGCGGUGCGGGCAGGGAGGUCGGGGUGCCCACGCCCGCGAAUGACGCGCUCGUUAGACUGGUGGGAAGUUUGACUCGCGGUGGGGUUACGGGGAGGCGAAGGGAGUGGAACACUAGGAGGGAGGAGCGCGAGGAGGACGAUGAAGAUGACGCCUCUGACUAUGAUGAGGACGAGAUGCGGAGAGAUGUCCCGCCAGCAUGGCGAUGA